Messenger RNA from Trichomonas vaginalis G3, 1254 nucleotides. Its product is annotated as L-threonine ammonia-lyase protein. The record is from RefSeq and is a predicted model, not a curated record. NCBI's taxonomy places the organism in Eukaryota, Parabasalia, Trichomonadida, Trichomonadidae. Gene Ontology annotation, biological process: L-serine catabolic process; L-threonine catabolic process. Bases 1 to 1254 code for a protein of 417 amino acids. Gene Ontology annotation, molecular function: threonine deaminase activity; L-serine ammonia-lyase activity. The transcript has a single exon.
AUGUCCGAAUUGCGCGUUAACCUUGAGAAGAUCAAAGAGGCAAAGGAACGUAUUCGCCCAUAUGCUGUUGAAACACCAUGCAACUUCGUUCCAAACCUUUCAAAGAUCACAGAUUGCCAGCUUUAUUUCAAGCUCGAGACUCUCCAGAGAUGCCGCGCAUUCAAGUUCCGUGGAGCUCUUUCUAAAAUCUCCACACUUCCAAAGGGCUCAACCAUUGUUUGCGCCUCUGCCGGUAACCAUUCACAAGGCUGCGCUCUUUCUGCCCAGAUUUGCGGUAUGAAGUGCAUUGUUUACAUGCCAAUCACAGCCCCAAUCACCAAGGUUGAUGCUACAAGAGGUUAUGGCGCUGAAGUCAGACAAUAUGGCUUCUCCUUCGAUGAAGCUAACAAGAAGUGCGCCGAGGAUCUUGCUGCCAACCCAGACUGGAUCUUUGUUCCACCAUUCGACUCAGAUGAAGUCAUUGCCGGCCAAGGUACAAUUGGUCUCGAAAUUGCUCAGCAAGUUCCAGACGUUGACACCGUUGUCGUUGCUGUUGGUGGUGGUGGUCUUGCAGCUGGUACAGCUGUUGCCAUCAAGGCUCUCUGCCCAAAGGCCAGAGUCAUUGCCGUUAACGCCGCUGUUCGUCCAGCCUCCUACCUCAAGUACAAGAACUUCAAGGGACAGGAAAUCGACCAAAAUACAACAACAAAGUUCAUUGGUAACCCACUUGCCGAUGGCAUUGCUGUCAUCAACCCAGGUAAGGUCACAUUCCCAUACAUCGAGCAGCUUGUCGAUGAUUUCGUCGUUGUUACAGAAGAUGAAAUCUCAACAGCCAUUGCUUACCUUGCUGAACGUACAAAGAUGAUCUGCGAAGGUGCUGGUGCUUCACCAUUCGCCGCAGUUCUCUUCAAGAAGUUCGAAUACCGCCCAGAUGAGAAGAUCGUCUGCGUACUCUCUGGUGGUAACAUCGAACUUCCAAUGCUCGCUCGCUGCAUUGACAGAGCUCUCUUCCUUCAACAGCGCCGUGUUAACUUCACAAUCUCCCUCCCAGUUGCUUGCGGCCAGUUCAUCAAGAUGCUCCAGAUUCUUCAGCAAUUCAAGUUCGAAGUCGUAGGAACAUUCGCCCUUCCAAAUGCAAACUGCCUUGCUAACCACAUCAGAUACUGCGUUACGGUUGAUAUACCGAAUCCAGCAUUGAUGGAGGAUGUUAAAGCUGAAUUCGAAAAGAACGGAUGGACAAUCAAUAUCACUGAAACACAUCCUCAAGAUCAGUAA